Paracoccidioides brasiliensis Pb18 is the source of this 585-nucleotide messenger RNA. RefSeq lists its product as uncharacterized. The record is from RefSeq and is a predicted model, not a curated record. Gene Ontology annotation, molecular function: glutaminyl-tRNA synthase (glutamine-hydrolyzing) activity. Bases 1 to 585 code for a protein of 194 amino acids. Gene Ontology annotation, biological process: regulation of translational fidelity; glutaminyl-tRNAGln biosynthesis via transamidation. The transcript has a single exon.
AUGGCACCCUACUCUAUUCGGUCUCUGCGACCGUUCCAACGAGGUAUUGUCAAUAUUACCUACCAGAGAUCAUCCAGACGUACUCGACCCCCGUCGCCAUCAGCAGCUGUUCCCAUAGUACGUUCCACUUUCAUUCUCUCAAAGCCCAGCUGGUCCGUAAAGUCCCUUUUACCGCAAAACACGCCUCUUCCACAGUCAAGUACUGUGUCGUCGAAACAGCUCCACCAUCUCCUGAAACUUUCUGCGCUCCCACCACCCUCGAGCGUUGAGGAGGAGGAGGAAAUGCUCAAAACUCUUGAAUCACAGAUUCAUUUUGUGAGGGAGGUUCAGCGCAUCGACACCUCUGGCAUUACCCCGUUGCGGAGUAUUCGCGAUGAGACCGUCGAGGCCCAAAAAGAGAAUACAAUCGGAAAAAAGGACCUUGAGGAAUCUCUUAAACAAGAGCAAUACGUAGGAUGGAGCAGAAGGAUUCAGCGCACAAAGGCAGAGAAACUAACUCAUCCAGACGGGGAGGUUUGGGAUGGCGAUGCCUUGAAACCCGCGUCGAAGGUGAUAGGGAGAUAUUUCGUGGUUCAGUCAAGCUGA